This is a messenger RNA of Punctularia strigosozonata HHB-11173 SS5, 1694 nucleotides long. RefSeq lists its product as uncharacterized. NCBI's taxonomy places the organism in Eukaryota, Fungi, Basidiomycota, Agaricomycetes, Corticiales, Punctulariaceae. The transcript is spliced from 7 exons. The record is from RefSeq and is a predicted model, not a curated record. Bases 22 to 1548 code for a protein of 508 amino acids. Gene Ontology annotation, molecular function: zinc ion binding.
GCGGCGACCACGAUACAUAUAAUGCCUGCUCCAACGAUCGACGACCUAAGGGUCAAGCAAUGCUACAUCUGCAGUGACGAGGAAACUUACGAUCACCCUCAAACACCUCCACGUGCAUGGGUACACCCUUGCAACUGCACUCUGAUUGCGCACGAAUCAUGUCUGCUCGAGUGGAUCAAGUCGUCUCAAGGCGAUAAAGAACGCUCGAAGAACGCACUUAAAUGUCCGCAAUGCGGAGCGACCUACGAGAUGGAGAGCGACAACCGACUAUCUCUUCGAAUAUUAAACAUUGUGAAUAAAACCGUCUCGAAUAUAUGCGGGGGAGUUGCGAUUGUGACUGUGCUCAGCACUGUCGGUGGAUGCUUCUAUGUGAUAUGUACGGCGUAUGGAUCUUGGGCUGUUGAGCAAUUCCUUGGCCGGGAGAUGUACGACAUCCUCCUCACAGAUGACCCCUCUAACUGGCCGUGGCACGCCUUCUUGAACCUCCCACUCAUCCCCCUCUCUCUUUUAAUUUCCCGCACACCUCUCUUCGACGCUCUCCAAGUCCCUGCUACACCGUUCUUCCUCGCUUGGCCAACUUCCAGCCCCGUCGUGGAGACGACUCAACAACGAUUCUCCGCCCACUUCUCUGCCUCUCCUUCAUCCCCAUUACCCAUCUCCCCGUCAAUGCCAUCUUUUCCGGGGAGUCUCUUCCGAUAUCCACCAUCCCCACUCCUCAUGCUUAUAUUCAUCCCGGUUAUCCGCAAGUUGUACAAUCGCUCGCUCAAUCGCCUGCGCAACUGGGCCCUCGGUACCAAACCAUCAAUCCAAAGGCCAGUUCGGCGAGUCGUCUGGGACUUCGGUCAGAUGCCCUUACCUCUCCGCAUUCGGGUCGUCGCCAACGUAGCGGGAGCCGAAGACGCACCGAAUAACAACAAUCGACAAGCAAAUGCCAACGACGCCGAGCAGCCCAACGCUAAUCCUAUUCCCAAUGCGGACAACAAUAACGUCAACGCUGACGAGAACGCGGAUCCCAACAAUGCUAACGCCCUGGCAGCCGAGCGCGCCGUCGACCUCACCCACCUAUCGCUCGGUCGCACUUUGAUCGAGACCCUCUCACUACCCUGGAUUGCGAACCGCGCCGGCCGCGCGCUUGCCCGCCUCGCGGUAUAUUUCCCCCUCCUCCGGCGCAUCCUCGCGAUUAGGCAGCCGCGAUGGCACGGAGGCGCGGUUCCUCCGCCGCUCGGCGCUGCGUCAUACCCUGCGUUCUGGGCAGGGAUGAGCGAGGCUCGCCGCGUAUGGACGGCCGUCAAAGUUGGCCUGGGCCUAGUAUGGGGCGGAUCCGCGGCAUGGGCCGAAAGCGAUCCCGUCUGGUGGCGGAACGCGAUUGGUUUGGGACUGUAUAUAGCCGCGAAGGACUGCAUUGACCUAUACCACCUCUGGCUGACGAAGCGCGAACUUGAAACGCGACGGUUAAAGACGCGCCCGUUUGUGGGGAUUGACGUCGGGGAGCUGGAUCUGGUGUCGAGGGAGGAACGCGAGAACCGCCUAAAUUCAGUGCUACUCUAAGCGCAUAGGAUGGAAGAUGGGAGAGGAAGGGAAAACGGUGGAUAUUCGGUACAUCUGAGCUCUUUGUUGCUAUCUGUCUUCGCACAUCCAGCAUUUGCAUUUCGUCAGUACAAUACGGGUCACCCGGCGCAAUUCUAAUACAUCAC